UUCUUCCGCUCUAGAAGACAUGAUUUCCAGGAAAGCGGUGGGAUCUCUUGUCUGUCUAUUCAUCCUUACUACGUUUAUCUGGAUUACAGUUGAGAAUGGGAAAGUGCGCUACCUCCCAUAUUACCUUCCUUGCCCUGAAAUCUUCUCCAUGAAACUCCAGUACAGAGAAGAGAAGCCAAUCCAGCUUUUCCCCCAAUUAUUUUAUCCACAGCCAAGAGCACUGGCCCCAAAGCGUCAGGAUGUGCUGACUCUCACACCAUGGCUGGCCCCCAUCAUCUGGGACGGUACCUUCAACUCUGAAGUCCUGGACCGUGCCUACACGCCUCUGAAUCUCACCGUAGGGGUGACAGCGUUUGCCAUUGGAAAAUAUACAAGAUUUGUGGGCCGUUUCCUGGAGUCAGCAGAGAAGCAUUUCAUGAAAGGCUAUCGAGUGAACUACUACAUCUUCACUGACAACCCUGAGACAAUCCCCAAUGUCCAGCUGCAACCUGGCCGAAGUCUUGUCGUUGUACCCAUCGAGAAAUACCACAGCUGGCAAGAGAUCUCCAUGCGCAGGAUGGAGAACAUAAACAAGCACAUAGCAGAGACAAGCCAUCAGGAGGUGGACUACCUCUUCUGCCUGGACAUUGACAUGGUGUUCCACAAUCCCUGGGGGGCUGAGACCUUGGGUGACAUGGUGGCAGCCAUACACCCUGGCUAUUUCAAUGUCCCUCGAAGCCAAUUCCCUUAUGAGAGGAGGAGCUCUUCAGCAGCCUACAUCCCUGAGGAAGAAGGGGACUUCUACUAUGGAGGAGCUGUGUUUGGGGGGCUGGUAAAGAAGGUCUAUGAGUUCACCAAGACUUGCCACAUGACUAUCCUGGCAGAUAAAGCCAAUGGGAUCAUGGCAGCCUGGCAGGAAGAAAGCCAUCUCAACAGGCACUUUCUCUCCCACAAACCCUCCAAGGUGCUCUCCCCAGAGUACCUCUGGGAUGACAGGAAGUCCAAGCCCCCUGAAAUACACCUCAUUCGAUUUUCCACAGUGGAUAAGAACUACAAGGAGAUACGGGAUUGACCAUCUGAUCCUUCCAAAGAGGUCCGUGCUCCAUGCAAUCCAACCCACUGAAUAUUAACUCCCAGAGAACGUGCCCCACUAAAUUUUUAUUCCCACUGUGACGGAGCUGAGAAAGGAAGAUGUGGAUAGUUUCUCUGGAGCUCAGGUGUCUUAAAGUAUUUCAGAAGCAGCACCCAAGGUGAAGGAUAAAAUGGCAAGGUUUUUAUGUUCCUAGUCCUUGUAAGUACCCUACUUGUGGCUGCCGCACACGAAAAGGCCUCCAAAAGGCCCACUGUCAAAUGCAAGGCUGUCCUUAUAGCAAGGCUGCAGAUGCUAUUGCCCGAGUGCUUCACUGAAGCCUAGUAGAAACUGGGCUGACAGGACGAAUAAGUAUGAAUUCAUAUAGCAAUUAUUGUCUUCCACAUUCCAAUCCAUGUUUUGGAGGGCCAGGUUUAAGCAGAACUGGCACAGCUCAGACCCAGAUUUGAUCUUUCUGUUUAUCCCAGUCACAGAUGUGCGCUGAACCUUUUCCCUGGUUCACAUGUCUCUGGGGAUCAUUUAAUCUUUUCUGACACAGAAAAUCUGAUAUUGAGAGAUCCAUGUGCUUAUCCCAUUGGUUAAGUCCUUUCCAGCUUCUCUGAGCUCUGUAAAAUAAAUUGGCUAGAAGCUGCUGGAACUGACAGGAAGAGCCGAUGUGUUUCCAGCAAGCAGAGUGAUUUCUUUUUAUAAUGAAGGGCUCUAGUGAGACUGCGGGCUCAGUCCAGAGCUGGAAGUGGGCUGGGGUUACUAUUUUCUUUGUAUGAGCGUGAUGAGAAGCUGAACCGUGUACUGUGCAGCCUUUAAAGCCUGACAGCUCACCCCCAAAACAGGCAGAGGGGUCCAACACAGGGGAACCGCUACGGCUUGCCAGCAACGGCUGCAUAAUUGGUGGUACCUCCCUUGCUGCAGCAUAUCUGCCAUAAACAUCUUCCCCAUUACCUCCCAGGCGUGCAACCAAAGAGCAGUGCGAGUCUGUGCCACGCUCAUUUAAUGUGAGCAGGGAGAGGGACCGCAGGGAGCAGCCGAGAAUGGCAGAGCUGAGCACUGCUGCCAUGCUAUAUGGUACCGAUUGAAGCGGCAGGGCUGAAAGGGCUAAGCUGCCUGUUUCUAAGGGAACAGUUUAAAACAAAAAAGAAAAAAAUUCAUUUGGCAGAAAGAGAGAAAAUGGGGAAGAGGUGCCUGACUGUUCUCGCCUCUCUUCACAUGAGAAAAUUGCUAUAUGGCAGUGUAUCAAGCAUUCAAAGCUUUAAGGCCCCAUUGCUGAUUGCAGAUGACUUAAUAGGCCAUUUCAGCCCUGUGCGAAUCAGCUGAGAAUGGCACUUGCUGGUGUCAGUGUGGCCAUUUCAUCUUCCAGAAGGCAAAUUAGAAAAGCUUUAAGGGUACCCGUUAUAUAGAUAAUAUACUCAAAAUACCUCCAACUGAAAGCCCCUAGUGGCAGCUGGGUCUGUUGCUUCAUGCUUUAGCCAGCAAAGGAUCUAUCUGCUUAUAUUUUCUGCAGACUGUUUUUAGUGCUAUGGUGCUGGAGGAAAACAGGCAUCUGAUAUAUCAAAAACAGAGCUGAAAUCCUUGUAAAGAUGUCUACAUUUGGUAACCAGGCACCUCAUCUAGGCCACAAGGGGGAAGAAAGAUCCUUAUCUAAGUAUUUCCAAAAUGAUAUGUUCCCACCGAAACCAGAAUUAAUACCAAUUAUUUCUUACUUGGAAAACAGUUGUGUCCAGAGACCACGACUGAAACUAGGGUCUCAUUGUGCCAGUUUUUCCUCUUGCAAGCCAGCAGAGACUGUCUAGCCUGAUCUCCUGUACAGGACAAGGCAGAUGAUUUUUAUCUCCAGAUGUCUGUAUCAAACUCACAAUAUGUGGCUGAGCUGUGCUAGAUUGCUUGGAAAAGCAUUCAGGCUCAAUAAAAACAUCAAGUGAUAUAGAAGCCACAAAUCCAUA
Struthio camelus australis is the source of this 3006-nucleotide messenger RNA. The record is from RefSeq and is a predicted model, not a curated record. Lineage: Eukaryota; Metazoa; Chordata; Aves; Struthioniformes; Struthionidae.